Messenger RNA from Emys orbicularis (European pond turtle), 1555 nucleotides. RefSeq names its product DNA methyltransferase 1 associated protein 1 (gene DMAP1). Lineage: Eukaryota; Metazoa; Chordata; Testudines; Emydidae. Gene Ontology annotation, cellular component: Swr1 complex; nucleus; NuA4 histone acetyltransferase complex. Gene Ontology annotation, molecular function: transcription corepressor activity. The record is from RefSeq and is a predicted model, not a curated record. Gene Ontology annotation, biological process: chromatin remodeling; DNA repair; negative regulation of transcription by RNA polymerase II. The coding region runs from base 140 to 1531 and encodes 463 amino acids. The transcript is spliced from 12 exons.
GCUGUGACACCUGCCCCGGCUGCGCUGCCUAGGGUGGCACCGGCCCAGGUAAAUCCCAAGGAGAAGUCAGCACUAGCAGCCUUUGCAGUGGGAGGGGGUCUGUACAGAGUGGAAGUCUGGGAUCCGGGCAGAGAGCAAGAUGGCGACGGGCGCAGACGUGCGGGAUAUUCUGGAGCUGGGGGGUCUGGAGUCAGAGAACACGGGAACCAUCAAUAAGAAGGACAUCAUCAAUUCUGAUAAGAAAAAAUCCAAGAAAUCAUCUGAGACGCUGACAUUUAAGAGGCCGGAGGGGAUGCACCGAGAGGUUUAUGCACUUCUCUACUCCGAUAAAAAGGAUGCGCCUCCACUGCUGCCCAGUGACACGACGCAGGGCUACCGCACAGUCAAGGCAAAGCUGGGUUCCAAGAAAGUACGGCCCUGGAAGUGGAUGCCCUUCACCAACCCCGCGAGGAAAGACGGGGCGAUGUUCUACCACUGGAGGAGGGCUGCAGAGGAGGGAAAGGAUUACCCCUUCGCCAGGUUCAACAAAACGGUGCAGGUGCCUGUGUACUCGGAGCAGGAGUAUCAGCUGUACCUGCAUGACGACGCCUGGACCAAGGCAGAGACGGAUCACCUCUUCGACCUCUCCCGCAGGUUCGACCUGCGCUUCGUGGUGAUCCAUGACCGCUACGACCACCAGCAGUUCAAGAAAAGGUCAGUGGAGGACCUGAAGGAACGGUACUACCACAUCUGCGCCAAGCUGGCCAACGUCCGCGCUGCUCCGGGCACCGACCUGAAAAUCCCCGUCUUUGACGCCGGCCACGAGAGACGUAGGAAGGAGCAGCUGGAGAGGCUGUACAACAGGACUCCAGAGCAGGUGGCGGAAGAGGAAUAUCUGAUCCAGGAGCUGCGGAAAAUUGAAGCCAGGAAGAAAGAGCGAGAGAAGAGAACCCAAGACCUGCAGAAACUCAUUACCGCUGCCGACACCACCACCGAGCAGAGGCGAGCGGAACGCAAGGCUCCCAAGAAGAAGCUGCCGCAGAAGAAAGAGACAGAGAAGCCUGCUGUUCCUGAGACUGCUGGCAUCAAGUUUCCCGACUUCAAAUCUGCAGGUGUCACGCUGCGGAGCCAGAGGAUGAAACUGCCAAGCUCGGUAGGACAGAAGAAGAUUAAAGCCCUGGAGCAGAUGCUGAUGGAACUCGGAGUAGAUCUCAGCCCCAUGCCGACGGAGGAGAUCGUGCAGAUGUUCAACGAGCUGCGGAGCGACCUGGUGCUGCUCUACGAGCUCAAGCAGGCCUUCGCCAACUGCGAGUACGAGCUGCAGAUGCUGCGGCACCGGCACGAGGCGCUGGCCAAGGCGGGCAGCCUGGGCCCCGUCAGCAUGGAGGGGGCCCGCGCAGACGGGCAGGCCGGGCUCAGCGCGGAGGAGGGCAAGGGAGAUGCCAAGGACCAGAUCAUUGAUGUGGUUGGAGCUCCGCUGACCCCGAACUCAAGAAAGCGCCGGGAGUCGGCCUCCAGCUCCUCCUCCAUCAAGAAGGUGAAGAAGCCGUGAGCCCGUCGGGUCAGCACCAGGCCG